This is a messenger RNA of Nicotiana attenuata, 2807 nucleotides long. RefSeq lists its product as uncharacterized. Gene Ontology annotation, molecular function: protein binding. The record is from RefSeq and is a predicted model, not a curated record. The transcript has 8 exons. Lineage: Eukaryota; Viridiplantae; Streptophyta; Magnoliopsida; Solanales; Solanaceae. The coding region runs from base 1524 to 2471 and encodes 315 amino acids.
AAAUUCUCUGUCUUUUUGUUUGUAUAAAUCAUUGGUUAACCUUGAUGCAGAAACCAGUUGAUUGGUCUGCUUCCCCUGUAGUCUUAGUGUUUUGAUUUAGUCUCUGUUGUCCCAUUUUGCAUAAUUCAAUUAAGCAUGGCAAACGACUCCAUGGCCGCCUUUCUUCAUUCUGGCCUUUCAUGUUAUUUUUUCCUCUUCCUUUUUUAGCUCUUCUGUAGUUUGUAUAAUUUUACUCUAAUCUUAGCGUGAAUUUAGAGUUAACAAUAGGAUUUGGUCAUUUUGAGUCUUUUCAUUGUGUGAGCCUUAGGUUGAUGAUCCCUAUCACCUUUUUCUUCUUUCCAUGCAAUAACCGUACCUCUGCAGGUGCUAUGCUCCUCUAAUGUUAAGGAUGUUUUAAUUUAAACCUUUAAGCUGUAAGCUUGACCUCUCAUUCUUCAGAGGUAUGGAGUUCGUACCAUUGUCGAAGAAUUUGGUGAGUGUGAUGCUUGAUGUGGAAUUACUCAAAACAUUAACUUUUAUGUACCUCUAAUGCAUCUUGGACAGCUUUCUGGGACAGUUUCUGGAAUAAUAUGUCAUCGGGGCCAGUAUGUUUGAUGCUUCUUAUGGCCUCCAAGCUGGUGAACUUGCUUCUGAUUUAAAUUUAGUGUUAACUUGCCAAUUUUUCUUGCAGCUUUCUUUUUCCUCUUCUGGUUAGAACACCAAAACACUAUCCUGAACUUUGGGUGUUUCCAGUUUAAUUUUGUUGCUUCCACAAUAUUCUGGCUAUCUGCAUGUGGAAGCUACAAGAUUUAUAUUGUAAACACUUAAGGAAGUGUAUCUCAUAAAAUUUUGUAAUAGUACAAGAUCCUUGUUUGGCGCUUCACUCUUGAAUAUUUCAUCAUGAAUCAGCUGAAUGUAUUUUGAGGCAGGGUUUUGAUAUGGAAGCUCAGUGGUGAGGACUGAACUUGCUUUUGGUGGGUUUGUAAUUUGUUGCGGACAUAGAAUGUAGUUCUUAGGCCAAGUUGCAUGUUGUGUUCCAUUCUAGCCUCUAUGUGAUUGAGAGUUCGUGCGACAAAGUAAUAACAGAGCACACGUCAUUUAGUUCUACAGUGUCAAACAGUAAAAUUGAGCUGAUGAUUGAAAUUUCCAAAUUCCCCUUUUCGGUUUGUGUGUCCCUCUAUAGAAUUGCUUGAUUUUAUUUCUUUUCAUCUUUUUAUUUCCAUGGUCCUGCAUUUUCAGUUGGUCACUAACUAGCUCUGUUGCCUUCCAUGCAUGGUUCAUGCCUUCCUAGUUAGAGCCCAGUGAUCAUUGCCUACUUCUCGGCUAUCACUUUAGAAGAUAUUUAGUUGAUGAACAUUUUUGCUAGUCAUUAUGUUGAGUGGUUAAGUUUUAAUUCUUGUUGUCAAUGUUGUUUGCUUGAAUUGUAUUUUUCCAAUUAAGUUAAUUAACCAAUAUCAUGUGGGCAUUGCAAUUGUGUAUGUAUUUCAGCCUUAAAAGCAGGAUAGCGGUUAUUAUGUUGAGCAGCUGGGGCGAGCGUUUUCCAUAUGUUGAGGAAUCUCUUAUGGUCUACAUCAAAACAUGAUGUGUAUCUGAUGCAAAACUACUCCGUGAUGCACUGGUCCUCACUUCUCAGGAGGGGAAAAGAAGUGCUAAAUGUUGCUAAGCCGUUGGUGCCCACUAUGAAAUACCCUGGAUCAGUGUCUCAAACACUUUCUCGAGUGCAAAUCAGCACUUUGGCAGUCAGAGAUGGUUUAAUGGCUGCUGGUGGUUUCCAAGGGGAGCUUAUCUGUAAGUAUCUACACCAUCCUGAAGUUGCAUUCAGUACAAAAAUAAGCAACGAAGAGAAUGCCAUAACUAAUGCUGUGGAUAUUUGUUAUAGUCCGACUGGCUCGAUGAGGGUAAUCACUGCUAAUAAUGAUCAGCAAGUCAGAGUUUUCGAUGCAAAAAGCUUCGCUUGCACCAGUCGUUAUACAUUCCCUUGGUCUGUUAAUAACACCUCUGUUAGCCCAGAUGGUAAACUACUUGCUGUCCUUGGUGAUAGUCCAGAAUGUCUAAUUGCUGAUGCUCAAAGCGGGAAGGUUGUCAGCAACCUAAAAGGUCACCUAGAUUAUUCAUUUGCAUCAGCUUGGCACCCGAAUGGAACAAUUUUGGCUACUGGUAACCAAGACACAACUUGCAGAUUGUGGGAUAUAAGGAACACAUCACAGUCUAUAGCAGUGCUCAAGGGAAGGAUGGGUGCCAUCCGUGCAAUCAAGUUCACGUCAGAUGGACGUUUCAUGGCCAUGGCUGAGCCAGCUGAUUUUGUCCACAUUUUUGAUACACAGUCUGAUUAUGGUGCCUGUCAAGAGAUUGAUUUGUUUGGCGAGAUUGCUGGGAUAUCCUUCAGCCCCGAUACUGAAGCUCUCUUUAUUGGAGUGGCAGACCGAACCUAUGGAAGCUUGUUGGAGUUCAACCGUAAACGUUGCCACCACUACCUUGAUUAUGUUUUGUAGUAAAAGGCACCUGACCAUGUGGUUUAAUUUAGGGCAUCUGCUUGUUUGGUGUAUAGUUUGUGUAUGGUAUGCUGGCCUUCUAUGACGAUGAUCAGAAGGCAGGCACCUCUAGGAUUUGGACAGUAGUGCAAUCUGGAAAGAAGAGCUAUGAUGACGUCCAGUGGCUGGCUUUGUAGGGACUAUUUCUGCGGAAGUAUAUUUAUUAAGCUUGCAGAAAUAAGAAGAUUUUGCAGUAGUAAAUGCGAAUCGCAGUGGAUUUGUAUAUCAGAACGAAUUAAGUGGUUAAUGUACUUUUUUGUUAAUGGCCAAUUUUAGCACAAUUAAAUGUGUUUGCUU